AUGCAGCUGCAGCCUGCAAAUACAGGUAGCGAUCUAAUAUGGACGCAAUGUCAGCCGUGUCAAGCUUGCUACGAGACCAAAUAUGCCCUCUUCGACUCGAGAAAUUCCUCGACUUAUAGAAACAUUACUUGUUCUGCAAGGGAGUGUAGACUUCUUGGAGAUGCCAGACCACCAAACUAUUCACCAAACAUUUGUAGAAAAUUUCCUGAAGGAAAUUGUGAUUAUCGUGUCACGUAUGCAGACAAGGCAUCCUCUACAGGCGUAUUGGCAAAAGAAACAAUUACCUUGACAUCCAAAACAGGUAAAGUUGUAACUCUAAAAGAUAUUGUCUUUGGGUGUGGGUUUUUGAAUGAUGCUGGUCCUGUUGGUGCAACUGGAAAUCAAAUGGGAGUGAUUGGGCUUGGAAAGGGGCCCUUGUCAUUUGUUUCUCAAAUUGCUCCCCAUGUUGGAGGGAAGAGAUUUUCUUAUUGCUUGGUGCCCCUAGAUACUGAUCCCUCAACUAAAAGCCAGAUCAAUUUUGGGAAUGGGAGUGAAGUUUUGGGUGAAGGGGUGGUCUCAACACCAUUGGUUGAUAUAGAAGGAGAAUCUUAUGUUGUGGCGGUAGAAGGAAUUACCAUCGGAAAUGAAUUUGUUCCGUUCAACUCAUCAAAGACAUUGGCCAAUAAACUUAACAUGAUUGUCGACUCAGGCUCAACUCUUGGAGAUGUACCUCGAGAUAUUUUUGACCGAGUGGUAACUCAGUUGAAUAUGACGCUUGAUCCAGAAUUAGAGCCAAGGCACAUACAUCACAAGCUGCCUCAUACCAACAGUUCUAGCUGGCACGAGCUGCCAAGCAAAUGA
Rosa rugosa (rugosa rose) is the source of this 840-nucleotide messenger RNA. RefSeq names its product aspartic proteinase CDR1-like. The transcript is spliced from 2 exons. NCBI's taxonomy places the organism in Eukaryota, Viridiplantae, Streptophyta, Magnoliopsida, Rosales, Rosaceae. Gene Ontology annotation, cellular component: extracellular region. The coding region runs from base 1 to 840 and encodes 279 amino acids. The record is from RefSeq and is a predicted model, not a curated record.